AUGUCCCAGCAAUCCGCUACUCCGGCUUCAGCCACGCAAGAGAAAACCUUCAGUUCCUACAAUAAGGAGCAGGGAAAAACAUAUGCCCAAUUCCGCCCUGACUACUCCCCUGGGGUGUAUCAUGUCGUUCUAGACCAGCAUAAAGCGUCCAGCGGCGAACUGGAUACUCUCAUCGAUCUCGGCUGCGGACCGGGCAAUGUCGCCCGCGCACUCGGUGUACACUUCGCCCACGCCAUCGGCCUUGACCCCUCAGAGGGCAUGAUCGCCACUGCCCGCUCUCUAGGCGGUACAACGUCGACCUCCGAGCCCAUCCGCUACGAGGUAUCAACAGCCGAAGACAUCGGGGCAAACGCCUCCCCGCCAAUCCCGGAUAAUAGCGUAGAUCUGAUCACCGCCGCCAAUUCAGCGCACUGGUUCGACAUGUCCCGCUUCUGGCCAAGUGCCGCUCGCGUCCUCAAGCCCGGCGGCAGCGUUGCUAUCUGGACGAGCGGCGGGAGCCGCAUUCACCCUUCCGUGCCAAAUGCCGCAGCUAUGCAAGCCGAAAUCGAUCAGAUUGAGGAGGACCAUCUGAGGCCCUACUUCGAGCCUGGCAAUUUCCUUACUCGUGGUCACUAUACUGACCUACCCCUGCCGUGGACUUUGGACCCAUCAGUCGCGGGAUUCGAGAAGAGUGACUUUUUCAGGAAGGACUGGAACCUUGAUGAGAGGUUUUACGUUACGGAGCCAGAUGUGCCGCUGGAUAUGUUUGAGAAGAUGAUUGGGACGACGAGUCCUGUGACGAGAUGGCGCGAGGCGAAUCCGGAUGCUGUUGGUACGGAGAAAGAUGUAGUCAGGUUGUUCCGCCGUGCAAUUGAACGGCAUCUGCAUGCUGCUGGUGUAGAGAAGGGCAAGGAGAUGAUUAGGGGUGCCAGCUGUGGUGUUGUUCUUGUUGUUAAGAAGAAUUAG
Messenger RNA from Penicillium cinerascens, 945 nucleotides. Its product is annotated as class I SAM-dependent methyltransferase. The record is from RefSeq and is a predicted model, not a curated record. Gene Ontology annotation, molecular function: S-adenosylmethionine-dependent methyltransferase activity. The coding region runs from base 1 to 945 and encodes 314 amino acids. The transcript has a single exon. NCBI's taxonomy places the organism in Eukaryota, Fungi, Ascomycota, Eurotiomycetes, Eurotiales, Aspergillaceae.